Messenger RNA from Scedosporium apiospermum, 3405 nucleotides. RefSeq lists its product as uncharacterized. The transcript has 3 exons. Gene Ontology annotation, molecular function: sterol transfer activity; sterol binding. Bases 1 to 3405 code for a protein of 1134 amino acids. Gene Ontology annotation, biological process: intracellular sterol transport. Lineage: Eukaryota; Fungi; Ascomycota; Sordariomycetes; Microascales; Microascaceae. The record is from RefSeq and is a predicted model, not a curated record. Gene Ontology annotation, cellular component: mitochondrion; cortical endoplasmic reticulum; endoplasmic reticulum-plasma membrane contact site.
AUGGCCGACGACGACGGGAAUAAGGCCGCGUCAUUCCAUCCGAGCGCCGCAGCUGAACGCACUAGCUCGCGACGCAAAUCUGCUUCGAAUCCCGAUUCGUAUAAAUCGUCUGGCUUAUCACGACGGGAAUCGUCCGCUCGAGCCGAUCAGCAAUUUUCGGAUGCUUCAUCGGUCGAAUACACCUCCAAAACGUCUGCGCCAUCAAGUGAACGUUCGGGCUCGAUCGACUCCGACACUCGGAGAUCUCGAACUCAACCUUCACUGCUGCCGCCCGAGCCUGUCUCGCGACGAUCCACAUCUCCUGCCGGCAGAAUAAAGAGCAUCUUCCGUUCGAAGAAGAGCAACUCUUCUAGUCUAGAGAGAAGCACGAGCCCCGAACGAACCCAUUCCGCACCACCCCCUGAGGAGGAAUCCCAGUCAAAGCCGGACCCUACACGAGUGCAUCACGAGCUGGGUUCCUCGAUAACGCAGGAGCCUGCUAAACCACUGCGAGUACACCCGAAACUCGAUAUCAACGCUCGUCCUCAAACGCCGCCAACCUCCGACACUUACGGCCCUACCAUUGUCAACACCCCCCCAACUCCAACGGAACCCUCUCACUUCCCUUCUAGAUUCUCUGGAAAACACGCUCACUCAGGCACCGGCACCGGUAGCCCGCCCCCGCGUUCAACAAGCAGCUCCUCGCCUAAUGGAAUGAGCUCCCACCGCCGACUUCGAUCAGGAAGCGCUGGACCGAGCAAGCUUUCAAACACUACAAUUGCACCUCUUACGCCCACUCCCGAGAAUUCCGCCGUUCCCGGUGGACCGGCAACGCCGUCCUCUGGCUUCUUCUCUUCCGUAAUAUCCGCCGCUCAAACCGCCGCCAACACUUUGAGUACCAGCAUCCAGAAUACCACUAUCGGACCCGGAACUGGCGGCAAAAGUCCAAAAAACGGCUUGCCGACACAGGACCAGCAGCAGGAUUACGAACAGCAGGGUCAAGAGGACGGCGGCGUCGAGGUCAAGGCUCUCGCUCGUGAAGUGCCCGAGGCCCAAACGGAAGAAAAGAAGGAACCAGCAGUCAAAACUCUUGGCACCGGCGACUUGAGCCUGAGCCAGCUCGGGCUAUCUGACCCGUCGCAAGACGCGACACCGACAGCAGCAACUCCCGGCCCCCAAGUGGAGAAAAUAAUGACCGAGGCGGCUCGCGCCCGCUCGGAAUCCACUCCCGUGGAGCCCAGCCCGUCCUUCUCUCAGUUUCACCAUGACACGUCGUCAACGGAGGAUCACAGCCACACCCGGGCCCAGUCCCUGUAUGACCAGCCUGGGGUACCAGAUGGUAGUGAGAGGACCCCUUCAAUGUACGACUUCCCUGACGAUAAGUCGGGAGCGGCAACCGGCGCCCAGCGGAGCAGCAGUGUUAGGAGCGCCAUCGGCCGCCGGCGCAAGCGUGGAAGCUCGACAGCGACAGGUUACACCGCCAACACGGACCGGACCGGAACGACUAUAGGUGCAGCAAUCGUUGCAGCGAAUGCCUCUUUUGCUCACCCCCGUGCUAACUCGAGCGCCCCCAAGCUUACCGGGUUCGCCAUAGCUAGCAAGAAACGCAAUCGUGACUUUCACAACUUGUUCAAGAGCGUACCCGAUGACGACUACCUCAUUGAAGAUUACAGCUGCGCCCUGCAAAGGGAAAUCUUGGCCCACGGCCGCUUGUACGUGUCCGAGGGCCACCUUUGUUUUAGUAGCAACAUCCUCGGUUGGGUUACCACUUUGGUUUUGAGCUUUGACGAGAUAGUUUCGGUGGAGAAGAGGAGCACCGCUCUCUUGUUCAAGAAUGGUCUUAUGAUUUCUACUCUGCACAACAAACACGUUUUUGCUAGCUUUACCAACCGAGAUUCUACCUAUGAUCUCAUCAUUAAGAUUUGGCAGCUUGGACAUCCCAAGCUGCAGAGCACCCUGAACGGCAUUCGCUUGGAAGGACCGGGUGGAGACAAGACCGAGAGGAUAACCGAUGAUGAGCCAGGAGCGGCUGCCGACCAGGAUGAUCAGAGCCUCUCUGGAAGCGAGGAUGAGAGCGAUGAGGAUAUUUACGAUGAGGAUGACGAGAGUGCCGAGGUCGCCGAUACUACACAGUUUACAGAUGUUGGGACCGCCGACGCAGGUGACGGAGAGAAGGCGGUUACCACUAGGAAGACCUCUGGGGCUGUUGUGACGAACGGCAGCCCGACGGAUUCUCCAAGCAAGGAGGUCACCACGAAUGGUACGGCGUUGGCAGAAUUCCCAGGCCCCGCAACUCAUGCCCCGACGGACUGUGGUGAUGCAGCAACUCACUACGACAAGGUUGUUGGAGAUGAGGUCAUUCCAGCGCCUCUCGGCCAAGUAUUCAGCAUGCUGUUUGGUGCACAGUCGGUCACCUGGAUCUCCAAGUUCAUCACCGAAAACCAAAAAUGCACGGAGCUGCAGAUGGAGGACAAGCGAGGAUUAAGCAGCGACCACACUGAACGGUCGUAUUCUUUCAUUAAACCGCUUGCGGGGGGCAUAGGUCCAAAGCAGACUAGGUGCCUUAUCACCGAGAGCAUUGACGCCCUGGAUUGGGAGAAGGCUGUGAACCUCAGCGUCUCGACUAAUAAUCCAGACGUGCCGAGCGGCAACGUCUUCACUGUCAAAACGAAAUAUUGUCUCUCCUGGGCCGAGAGGAACCAAACUCGAGUGCAGGUUAAUUGUACUAUAGAGUGGACUGGGAAGAGUUGGAUCAAAGGUCCAAUCGAGAAUGGUGCGAGAGAUGGGCAGACGGCGUAUUGCCGGGAUCUCUUUGCAGCCUUGAAAGCCUCUUUGGAGACACGUCCCGGGGCCGCUGCCGCCCCUGCACCGAAGAAGAAGAGGGGUAAGAAGAUGAAGGCUCAGCAAACCAUCAGCCCCGUCGACGUCCAAGCCCCAAAGCCCUCGGCAAAGCGCAGCUGGGGCAUCCUGGAACCGGUACGAGGCAUCUUAGAACCACUCCUCGACAUCGUCAAACCCAUUCUCACAGGCAACAUCGUCUACGGUCUGCUGGUCGGUCUCUUGGUCGCCGCGUGGUUUGGAUUCGGGUUCAAGUUUAACGGGUAUAAUUCCCCCGGCCGUGACGUCGCUUUCGACGACAGGCUCUUGGGACCCUACGGGCACCCCGACCGGGUCGCCGCGUACGAGGAGAUGUGGAGGCGCGAGGAGAGCGAGCUAUGGGAUUGGCUGGAAGAGAGGGUUGGUCUCGACAGGCUCGGGGCGGAUAACGACAGCCCCGCGAGGAAACGGGCGGUGGAGCCGCGGACGGUCGAGGAGAAGAUGAGGGAGGAGAAGAUGGAUGCGCGGGAGGUUGAGGAGGCGAUUCGCGUUACGGAGGAGAAGCUCAAGGUUUUGAAGGAUAUGAUGGCGAGGAAGGCUGGUGUGUAG